Messenger RNA from Ilex paraguariensis (yerba mate), 518 nucleotides. The record is from the annotation of a GenBank genome assembly. NCBI's taxonomy places the organism in Eukaryota, Viridiplantae, Streptophyta, Magnoliopsida, Aquifoliales, Aquifoliaceae.
AUGCCAUUGUAUGAUGAUUGGGUCCUUAUAUUUGGGAAAGAUAGGGCAACAAGCGAGUUUGCACAAGGACUAGAGGAAAUGAUCGAAGACAAUUCAGCUGUUGGUGAUGUCCCUGGGGUUGCCAAUGUAGAGGCUCAUCCAAUUGGGAGAACGGAUGACGUUACUCACUCGCAAAGUGUAACUCAGGGCAGGGAGGGUGUGAAUGUCACCCCACAGACACGUAAGACAAAAAAAAAAAAAUCUAGUGAUAUAAGUGAUUUAAUGGCUACAAGUCUUUCCCAGAUAUGUAGGGUAUUUGGUGAUUAUGUUGUUUCAAGCGAGAACCAACUAGCAAGCAUUGCACAUAGAGUAGGCUACGAGCAAGAUGCAUCCACAAGUAAACGUGCCAUCCUAGCAGAGUUGUCAAAAAUAGAUGGCCUCACAAUGGCACACCGACACGAGGCAGCCUACAAAAUUGCUUCAGAUAACAUAAAGUUGACAUUUUCUUUAGCUUGCCCGUGGAAGAGCAAGCACUCUGG